AUGGAAAGUCACAACACCAGUGCUGAGGAGGACGGUGAUGCACGACCUGCAAAGCGGCGGCGGAAGCUCCCACCCGAACCUACCACGGCUUUACCAGCCAGGCGGCGAGAGAAUGGCGGGCACCUGCUCAAUUUUUUCGGAAAUUGCGUAGAUACGGCUGAACCAUCGUCAACGCAACUAUCCAAGAAUGCCAUAAAGAAGGCUGCGAAAGAAGCUGAAAAGGCCGAGAAAAAAGCAGAACAAGCCAGACUUCGCGAAAAAGAACUCCAGCUUCGACAGCGGGAAGAAGCAGCAAAUGACUUUGCUGCUAGUAAUUAUGGCGAACAUCCCCCGACCACGGCUCCUGUAUCCCAUUGCGAAUGGUUACAGCUCACCAAGGUUGAGGAAUGGGAAGAUCGGCUAUGCAUAUUUCGGUGUGCUAUCGAGAAUGCCCGCAUUCAGUCGACAAAGCUAGCCUUUCUUAGCGUGAGCCAACGAUUACAGUCGAUUCAAGUGGUUGUAGCUGAGGAUGGAGAGAACGUCUCAAGACAAAUGGUUAAAUUUGCUGGAGAUAUUCCGGCAGAGUCUCUCUGCGUUAUACACGGAAUUGUGAAAAGAACGACUGAGCAGAUCAAAAGUACAACCGUCCAGGGCUUCGAAAUUCAAGCCAAGAAAAUUUAUCUCGUCUCUAAAGCUUCUACGCCGCUACCUUUACAACCAGCGGACUCAGAACGGGCACUACCUUCGGAGACUAAUGAGGAUGUUAACAGCCCACUCGUGUCACUUAAUACACGACUGAACAAUAGGGUACUCGACCUACGAGCCAAGAUAAACCAUUGUAUCUUCAUUCUUCAGGACGGCGUGGAUUCGUUAUUCCAAGAAUUUCUGCGAGCUCAAGGAUUCAUACGAAUCCAUACUCCGAAGAUCAUCGGCGCUCCAAGUGAAGGUGGCAGCAAUGUUUUCCGUCUCGACUACUUCCAAGGCAACUGUUAUUUGGCUCAAAGUCCUCAGCUGUACAAACAGAUGGCUAUUCAGGCACGAUUUCCGAGAGUUAUGGAGAUAGGACCGGUGUUCAGAGCUGAGAAGUCAUUCACGGCACGGCAUUUGACCGAGUUCACCGGCCUUGAUGUUGAAAUGGAAUUUGAAGAGGACUAUCAUGAAGUUGUAGAUGUUUUGGAGAAGUUGAUGCUCUUCAUUUUCAAGGGUCUCCAAGAGCGUUACAGCGACGAAACAGAGUUGAUACGCAAAGUUUAUCCGGUACAACCUUUCAAGCUCCCUGCAAACGCUCCGAGACUUCACUUUGCUGAGGGCAUCAAAAUGCUUCGUAAAGCUGGUGAGUCCAUCGGAGAUUACGACGAUCUGACGACACCUCAAGAAAAGAAAUUGGGUCAGCUCGUUCUCGAAAAGUAUGGCUCGGAUUUCUACACCCUGGAUCAGUUCCCUAAGGCUCUCCGCCCCUUCUACACCAUGCCGUCUUCCACCGACCCAGACAACUACUCGAAUUCGUACGAUAUGUUUAUGAGGGGGCAAGAAAUUUGUUCAGGAGCGCAGCGCAUCCACUCUUAUGAACUCCUUGUCCAAAGAAUCCGGGAGCUAAACAUGAACCCUGAACAGGCUGGGCUGAAGGAUUACGUUGCCGGCUUUAAGUAUGGAUGCGCACCUCAUGGCAGGGGUGGGUUUGGGCUAGAGCGGAUUGUGCAAUUCUACUUGGGACUUCCAAACAUUAGACUUGCGAGCAUGUUUCCGCGAGACCCUACUAGGGUAGUGCCUUAG
Messenger RNA from Venustampulla echinocandica, 1752 nucleotides. RefSeq lists its product as uncharacterized. Gene Ontology annotation, molecular function: RNA binding; aspartate-tRNA ligase activity; ATP binding. Lineage: Eukaryota; Fungi; Ascomycota; Leotiomycetes; Helotiales; Pleuroascaceae. Gene Ontology annotation, biological process: aspartyl-tRNA aminoacylation. The record is from RefSeq and is a predicted model, not a curated record. Gene Ontology annotation, cellular component: cytosol; cytoplasm; aminoacyl-tRNA synthetase multienzyme complex. The coding region runs from base 1 to 1752 and encodes 583 amino acids. The transcript is spliced from 4 exons.